Messenger RNA from Camelina sativa (false flax), 1077 nucleotides. RefSeq names its product TLC domain-containing protein At5g14285. The record is from RefSeq and is a predicted model, not a curated record. Gene Ontology annotation, cellular component: membrane. NCBI's taxonomy places the organism in Eukaryota, Viridiplantae, Streptophyta, Magnoliopsida, Brassicales, Brassicaceae.
UUUGAUAUAGUCACACAGCUUUCUAAAGAUUAAACAUAUCAUUAAAAACGGCUUCGUUUUAGGUGUUCCUCUCACCAAACCCUUUUCCCCGAUUAUCUAAACAAACCUCAACCAUCUCCAUCGUGUCAUCAUCUUCAUCUCUCUCUCUCUCUCUCUCUCUAUAUAUAUAUAAUAUAUAUGUAUCGACGUCUUCAAAAAGCUUCAACUUAUUUUAUCACUAAUGGAACCAAUCACGUUCACCAGAGAUCUUCCAUUGUUCUUCUCAAUCUUCAUCUUCGUUUAUCUUCUCGGUUACUUAUUCAUUUUCAAAAACUGGACUCCAGAGUCUCGUCCUCUCGCUUCCAGCUGUUUAAUCUCCCUCCUCCACGGCGUCUCCGCCGUAUUCCUCGCCGGAAAUGCCUUGUUAUCCGAUCCUAACCGCGGUUUCUCCUCCGCCAACACCGAUUCUCAAAACUCCGUUCUCGAUUUCAGCUCCGCUUAUUUCUUCGCCGAUCUCCUCCACCUCGCCGUGUUCCCGUCCCCAGCCGGCGGAGACACGCUCUUCGCCGCUCACCACGCCGCCGUGCUCUUCGUUUUCCUCACCUGCCGUUAUUUGGUCGCCCACGGCGCGUGUGCUCUCCUAGCCCUACUCGUCGUCGCCGAGGCCACGAGCGCGUGCCAGAACACGUGGACGCUCGCGGAUGCGCAUGGUCCAGACGCGCCACUCGCGGUGCGUUUGCGCCGUUUCGUGACGCUGCCGUUUUACGCGUCGUAUAGCGUCUGCAGGUGCGUCCUGGCGCCGCUGCUUAUCGUUAAGAUGACGUGGUUUUACGUCAGCGGAGGCGCUGAUGACGUCAUACCAAGAUGGGUCUGGGUCUCGUGGACCGUCGUUAUUGUCGUUGCCGCUACCGUUAGUAUCCUUUGGAUCUGGAAUUUAUGGGUAAUCUUUUUUCAGGAAAGAUAUUCCAAAUUUACCAAAAAAGUUGAAUAAAAGUUCAUAGAAUUUUAGAUUUGUUAUCUAAUUUGAGCGUAAAAUAAUAUCACCGAAUCAAAUUGUGUUCAAUCUUUUUAUAUUUAUUACUUAAUUUAAAGCGUGAA